This is a messenger RNA of Closterium sp. Yama58-4, 1920 nucleotides long. The record is from the annotation of a GenBank genome assembly. NCBI's taxonomy places the organism in Eukaryota, Viridiplantae, Streptophyta, Zygnematophyceae, Desmidiales, Closteriaceae.
AUGGCGCUAUGGCAGUCCAUGGCGCUAUGGCAGUCCAUGGCGCUAUGGCAGUCCAUGGCGCUAUGGCAGUCCAUGGCGCUAUGGCAGUCCAUGGCGCUAUGGCAGUCCAUGGCGCUAUGGCAGUCCAUGGCGCUAUGGCAGUCCAUGGCGCUAUGGCAGUCCAUGGCGCUAUGGCAGUCCAUGGCGCUAUGGCAGUCCAAGAGCAAGGAGGCAAGGGGAGCGCACGCAACGGGAGCGCGCCUGCAGGAGAGCAGGCUAUCUCACUCAAUUCACACCACUCACUCCCUCGCACUCGUGCCUUGCACUGCUUCCUUCCGUUUUUCCUUGCUUACAUGCAUGCCGUUUUUCCGUUCUGUCACUUGCGUACGCCGUGCUAAUCGCCUUCCCUCUCACCUCCCUUCUCUGCUCCGUCCACUUGUUUCCCUCUUCUCCUCUCCCCCUGCCAGCAUCCCUCUUCUCCUCUCCCCCUGCCAGCAUCCCUCUUCUCCUCUCCCCCUGCCAGCAUCCCUCUUCUCCUCUCCCCCUGCCAGCAUCCCUCUUCUCCUCUCCCCCUGCCAGCAUCCCUCUUCUCCUCUCCCCCUGCCAGCAUCCCUCUUCUCCUCUCCCCCUGCCAGCAUCCCUCUUCUCCUCUCCCCCUGCCAGCAUCCCUCUUCUCCUCUCCCCCUGCCAGCAUCCCUCUUCUCCUCUCCCCCUGCCAGCAUCCCUCUUCUCCUCUCCCCCUGCCAGCAUCCCUCUUCUCCUCUCCCCCUGCCAGCAUCCCUCUUCUCCUCUCCCCCUGCCAGCAUCCCUCUUCUCCUCUCCCCCUGCCAGCAUCCCUCUUCUCCUCUCCCCCUGCCAGCAUCCCUCUUCUCCUCUCCCCCUGCCAGCAUCCCUCUUCUCCUCUCCCCCUGCCAGCAUCCCUCUUCUCCUCUCCCCCUGCCAGCAUCCCUCUUCUCCUCUCCCCCUGCCAGCAUCCCUCUUCUCCUCUCCCCCUGCCAGCAUCCCUCUUCUCCUCUCCCCCUGCCAGCAUCCCUCUUCUCCUCUCCCCCUGCCAGCAUCCCUCUUCUCCUCUCCCCCUGCCAGCAUCCCUCUUCUCCUCUCCCCCUGCCAGCAUCCCUCUUCUCCUCUCCCCCUGCCAGCAUCCCUCUUCUCCUCUCCCCCUGCCAGCAUCCCUCUUCUCCUCUCCCCCUGCCAGCAUCCCUCUUCUCCUCUCCCCCUGCCAGCAUCCCUCUUCUCCUCUCCCCCUGCCAGCAUCCCUCUUCUCCUCUCCCCCUGCCAGCAUCCCUCUUCUCCUCUCCCCCUGCCAGCAUCCCUCUUCUCCUCUCCCCCUGCCAGCAUCCCUCUUCUCCUCUCCCCCUGCCAGCAUCCCUCUUCUCCUCUCCCCCUGCCAGCAUCCCUCUUCUCCUCUCCCCCUGCCAGCAUCCCUCUUCUCCUCUCCCCCUGCCAGCAUCCCUCUUCUCCUCUCCCCCUGCCAGCAUCCCUCUUCUCCUCUCCCCCUGCCAGCAUCCCUCUUCUCCUCUCCCCCUGCCAGCAUCCCUCUUCUCCUCUCCCCCUGCCAGCAUCCCUCUUCUCCUCUCCCCCUGCCAGCAUCCCUCUUCUCCUCUCCCCCUGCCAGCAUCCCUCUUCUCCUCUCCCCCUGCCAGCAUCCCUCUUCUCCUCUCCCCCUGCCAGCAUCCCUCUUCUCCUCUCCCCCUGCCAGCAUCCCUCUUCUCCUCUCCCCCUGCCAGCAUCCCUCUUCUCCUCUCCCCCUGCCAGCAUCCCUCUUCUCCUCUCCCCCUGCCAGCAUCCCUCUUCUCCUCUCCCCCUGCCAGCAUCCCUCUUCUCCUCUCCCCCUGCCAGCAUCCCUCUUCCUGCCAUCCCUCUGCCAGCACACCCACAGGCCGGCAGCAGCAACGAGCAGUGCAAGCAGUGUGGCGAGUGAAGAGGCGAGUGGUGGGAUGA